Suricata suricatta (meerkat) is the source of this 933-nucleotide messenger RNA. Its product is annotated as olfactory receptor 5M9. Gene Ontology annotation, cellular component: membrane. The record is from RefSeq and is a predicted model, not a curated record. Gene Ontology annotation, biological process: G protein-coupled receptor signaling pathway; sensory perception of smell. Lineage: Eukaryota; Metazoa; Chordata; Mammalia; Carnivora; Herpestidae. Gene Ontology annotation, molecular function: odorant binding; G protein-coupled receptor activity; olfactory receptor activity. The transcript has a single exon. The coding region runs from base 1 to 933 and encodes 310 amino acids.
AUGCCAAAUUUCACAGAUGUGACAGAAUUUAUUCUUCUGGGCUUGACCAGUCGUCAGGAGUUUCAAGUUCUCUUUUUUGUGAUAUUUCUAGUAGUUUACAUGAUUACUCUGUUAGGGAACAUCGGUAUGAUCAUUUUGAUCAGCACUAGUCCUCAGCUUCAGAGCCCUAUGUACUUCUUCUUGAGUCAUUUGUCUUUUGUCGAUGUGUGGUUCUCUUCCAAUGUCACCCCCAAAAUGUUGGAAAACUUAUUAUCAGAGACAAAAACUAUUUCCUACGUGGGGUGUUUGGUGCAAUGCUAUUUUUUCAUUGCCCUUGUCCACGUGGAAGUCUAUAUCUUGGCAGUGAUGGCCUUUGAUCGGUACAUGGCCAUCUGCAACCCUUUGCUUUAUGGCAGUAGAAUGUCCAGGACUGUCUGUGUUCGACUUAUCUCUGUGCCUUAUGUCUAUGGAUUCUCUGUUAGCCUCAUAUGUACACUAUGGACAUAUGGAUUGUACUUCUGUGGAAACUUCGAAAUCAACCACUUUUACUGUGCAGACCCUCCUCUCAUCAAGAUUGCCUGUGGGGGGGUCCACAUCAAAGAAUACACGAUGAUUGUUAUUGCUGGAAUUAACUUCACAUAUUCUCUCUCUGUGGUCCUCAUCUCCUAUACCCUCAUUGUAGUCGCCGUGCUACGCAUGCACUCUGCUGACGGCAGGAAGAAGGCAUUCUCCACAUGUGGGUCCCACUUGACAGCUGUUACGAUGUUUUAUGGGACUCUCAUAUUCAUGUACCUCAGGCGUCCCACUGAAGAGUCUGUGGAGCAGGGGAAAAUGGUGGCCGUAUUUUAUACCACAGUGAUCCCCAUGCUGAAUCCCAUGAUCUACAGUCUGAGGAACAAGGAUGUGAAAGAGGCAGUCAACAAAGCAAUUGCCAAGGCAAAUGUGGGGCAGUGA